CGCUCCGUGCGGCGGGGCCGGGGAGGCGGGCAGCCUGCCUCCCUCCUCCCCCCCAGCCCCGGCUCGCCCGCCCGCAGGAGCCUCGUUGAGGCUCCCGCAUUGCACCGCCGGGCCGUGCCGGGCCGUGCCGGUCCGGGCUGUGCCGUGCCGGGCUCGGGGCUCGGCGCUGCCCCCCCGCGUCCCCGCUAUGAGCGCCGGUGAGGCGAAGGAGUACCUGGCCCGCAGGGAGAUCCCGCAGCUCUUCGAGAGUCUGUUGAAUGGAUUAAUGUGUUACAAACCUGAUGACCCCAUUGAAUAUUUGGAAAGCUGCUUGCAGAAGGUGAAAGAGCUUGGAGGGGCAGAAAAAGUGAAAUGGGACACUUUUGUCAGCCCAGAAAAGAAGACUCUGCCUCCACUCAAUGGAGGACAAUCCAGGAGAUCUUUUUUCAGAAAUGUGAUGCCUGACAAUUCCAACUUCCCAUACCGACGGUAUGACCGACUCCCUCCAAUCCAUCAGUUUUCUAUAGAAAGUGACACUGACCUUUCUGAAACUGCUGAGCUAAUUGAGGAGUAUGAUGUGUUUGAUCCUGCAAGACCUCGACCAAAAAUUAUCCUUGUCAUAGGUGGCCCAGGAAGUGGUAAAGGAACACAGAGUUUGAAAAUAGCAGAACGCUAUGGAUUUAACUACAUAUCAGUUGGUGAAUUGUUAAGGAAGAAGAUCCACAGCACAAGCAGCAAUAGAAAAUGGAGUCUAAUUGCCAAAAUAAUUACGACUGGAGAACUGGCCCCUCAGGAAACGACCAUAACUGAGAUCAAACAGAGAUUAAUGCAGAUCCCUGAUGAAGAAGGUAUAGUGAUCGAUGGAUUUCCCAGAGAUGUUGCCCAGGCAAUCUCCUUUGAGGACCAAAUCUGUACCCCAGAUUUGGUGGUGUUUCUGGCAUGUUCCAAUCAAAGGCUCAAAGAAAGGUUACUGAAGCGUGCUGAACAGCAAGGGAGACCUGAUGAUAACCUGAAAGCUACUCAAAGAAGACUAAUGAAUUUCAAGCAGAACGCCAUCCCCCUGGUUAAAUAUUUCCAGGAAAAAGGGCUAAUCAUCACAUUUGAUGCAGACAGAGAUGAAGAAGAAGUGUUCUUUGAUAUAAGUUUGGCAGUUGACAGUAAGCUAUUUGCUAACAAAGAGGCUGCAGCAGGACCAAAUGAACUAGAUUGCGGUCUGAUUAUGGAUUCUGGAGAUACUGCUUAUACAGAAUUUGACUUCGAAGACCAGGUAAUUGAGGAGGAUCAGUCAAGUUUUUCUGGUUAUGAGAGCACAGGAGAUUUUUCAGAAGACCUGAGGAAAUCAAACAUCAUUUUUGUAGUUGGUGGUCCUGGGUCUGGCAAAGGCAGCCAAUGUGAACAGUUAGUGAAGAAGUAUGGAUUUACUCACCUGUCCACUGGUGACCUUCUCCAAAAUGAGUUAUCGUCAUUAUCAGAGAGAAGUAAAUUGAUCAAAGACAUCAUGGAAUGUGGUGAACCUGUGCCAGGAGGUAUUGUCCUAGAGCUACUGAAGGAAGCCAUGGUUGCCAAUUUAGGGGACACAAAAGGAUUUCUGAUCAAUGGUUAUCCCCGGGAGCUGAAAGAAGCAAAAGAGUUUGAGAGCAAGAUUGGAGAACCAAAACUUGUGUUUUGUCUGGACUGCUCUGCAGAAACCAUGAGCAGUCGCCUUUUGAUGAGAAGUCAGAGCAGUCAGCACUUUGACAGUGCUGAAACCAUCAAGGAAGGAAUCGAAAGCUAUUACCAAGCAGCAAAACCUGUGAUUGCAUACUAUGAAAAAAAGGCACAGUUAUGCAAGGUUGAUGCAGAAGCAACACCAGAGGAUGUUUUUCUGGAAGUCUGCAAGUCAAUUGACUCUUUUCUGAAAAACGAAGCCGCAGCGUUUUCAACAGAAAUGCAGUAAUGGUCUGUACACAGCUUCACCUCACACGUGCACUUGGCAGUCAUGAAUAAAAUGCUGUUCAAAGCAAUACUGCUUUCUUGAGAGGUAUCUGGAAUUUGUGCAUGUGGUAUAUUAUUUUAGAUGAAUUUUUUCUCUGUUCAGA
This is a messenger RNA of Cygnus olor (mute swan), 2057 nucleotides long. It is a transcript of the gene AK5, whose product is annotated as adenylate kinase 5. The record is from RefSeq and is a predicted model, not a curated record. NCBI's taxonomy places the organism in Eukaryota, Metazoa, Chordata, Aves, Anseriformes, Anatidae. Gene Ontology annotation, biological process: nucleoside triphosphate biosynthetic process. Gene Ontology annotation, molecular function: ATP binding; nucleoside diphosphate kinase activity. The coding region runs from base 188 to 1915 and encodes 575 amino acids. The transcript is spliced from 14 exons. Gene Ontology annotation, cellular component: cytosol; cytoplasm.